AUUGUAUGGCCAGCCUUAGUCCUUGUUGGGGAGAUUUGCUUUCACUUCCUGUCCCCUUUCACUAGGAAAGGAAGUGAGUGGUAAUUUUUCCAAAGGUGUGAAAAAGUGGGGAACACCUCUUUCAAGGUUGACAGUGAAGGACAGAUUUCCUCUCACUUCUCAUACCUAAGCACUCCUGUAUGAUUACAACCUUUUGUCCAGGUUCUGCCCUUGUGUUAUGCAGCUCAAAGAAAAUCUGCCAAUGCCAGCUAUGCAUCUGCCUUCUGAAGGGCAGGGUUGCCACCUCAUCCCUUUAACCCUAGGUUCAUAUCUGUGCGGGUGGUGCCACUCCGGAUCCGCACAAAAAUCUGUGCAGCCGCACCACCCGCACCGAGAAAUGCGGACCCGCGGGUGGGUGCCAUUACUUCUAAUGGCACGCUGCCCGCACUGGAAAAUGCAACUGUACUGGGAACCGGGGUUCCCGCGCGGGCUGCGUUUGCCAAAGGAGUACAGGGACUUCUUCCCUGCGUGGCACGGGCACGGGAGUCCAUUCAAAUGAAUGGGCUCU
This is a messenger RNA of Staurois parvus, 547 nucleotides long. The record is from the annotation of a GenBank genome assembly. Lineage: Eukaryota; Metazoa; Chordata; Amphibia; Anura; Ranidae.